Molecule: messenger RNA, 3675 nt
Organism: Podarcis muralis (Common wall lizard)
Lineage: Eukaryota; Metazoa; Chordata; Lepidosauria; Squamata; Lacertidae
Gene: NEUROG3
Product: neurogenin 3
Biological process (GO): axon development; sensory organ development; positive regulation of transcription by RNA polymerase II
Cellular component (GO): nucleus
Molecular function (GO): DNA-binding transcription factor activity, RNA polymerase II-specific; protein dimerization activity; E-box binding
Source: RefSeq, a predicted model, not a curated record
GGGGGGGCGGGGAGGAGAGGACGGGACGGGACAGAGAAAGCACCACACGCUGCCCAGAUCAGGAAACCCUGCAUUGUCUCUGCGCCCUAUAUAUAGGGGCCCCGAGGCAGUCGUGUGCCCGACCUGCAGCCUCCACUCUCCUGCCGUCGGUGAAGGCGCUCUCCUCGCCUCGCGCUCCAAGGUGGGCUGCUCCCAAAGAGAGAUCGUCGCCUCUGGCUCAGGAUGUCUCCCAAGACGGCCUCUUCUUCGCCAGCCUCGACCACCAGCGAGGGGGAGCCGCCCUCGUCAGGCAUCUCCGACGACGACGCCUCCUUCGCCUCGUCUUCCCCUUCGCUGGGCGCCGGCGGCAGCCUGCCUUCGUCUCCCAGCCCCUGCCUGCUCCUGGUCGAGGUGGGCGCGCGGGCUGCGCGCGGCGCCCCGACGAAAGGGCGUCGGGGCCGAGGGCCCGGCAAGGGCGAGGGGCUGGGCCCCAGCAAGGCCAAGAGGAGCCGGCGCAUGAAGGCCAACGACCGGGAGCGCAACCGGAUGCACAACCUGAACUCGGCGCUGGACGCGCUGCGAGGCGUCCUGCCCACCUUCCCCGACGACGCCAAGCUGACCAAGAUCGAGACGCUGCGCUUCGCGCACAACUACAUCUGGGCGCUCACCGAGACCCUCCGCCUGGCCGACCAGAAUUUGGCCGGCGCCGGGCCGGGCCCCGAGGUGGGCGCAGCUUUCCAGCAGCUGGGCGCCGGCUGCGACAGCCUGGCUGCCUGGCCCGCUUGCUGCCAGUGGGACGCCGCCUCGCUGGACUCGCCCGGCUCGCAAGAGGGCAGCCUCAGUCCCACGGACUCCUUCCAGGCGCCCCCCGGCGGGGGCCCUCUCCGACUCAGGCGCCCCCCGGAGCGCGCGGUCUUCCCGGACUUCGUCUGAGCUGCCUAGUCUUGCCCGAGAUCCCCUCCUCGACGGACUUCGUGCGCGCAUGUACUAGGGGCAGCUCGGCCGCUUGGCUCUCCCCUCCACUAGAUUCGCCUCAGCCUUUACCUUAAGAGGGAGAGCUCCCUCCACUUGGUCUGUGCAAUUUUCCUGACAACGCACCCCCCCCCAUUUAUUUUUUUGGGGAGAAGCCAAAACAGGGCUGGGAAGAAAAUAAGACAUAGCCCUCAGAGCCAGGGAUCGGGAACCUGGAGCCUCCGAGAUGUGGUUGAACUACAACUCCCAUCAUCCCUGAGCAUUGGCUCCGCUGGGUGAAUAUGAUGGAAGCUGAAAUGCGACCGCGUCCGGAGGCACCAGGAGGACUCCUGUCUCUGCGCCAGAGACUUUCCAGAUGGGGUGGUUUUCUCAUCCGGAGACUGUGCAGCGGUCAUAUGCAGUGGCCUUGCUCCAGUUAGCAUAAAACGUUAAGGGAGAAAUUGCGUUUUCUCUAGGGCUCAAAUGACAGCACUGAAUUGGGGUGGGGGGAAUGCCCCCCCCCAGCCUCCAUAAGCAUAAAAUUUGGGUGUAACUCAAAGUCACCCUUUGGAGAGUUGCUCAUGACAUCACUAGGCAGCUAAUUCCGCUGCCUCAUCCUCUUUGGUACUUAAAGAUUUUAUUCAUACUGUACUUAAAUAAUAAUAAUAAUCAUCAUAAUCUGUAAUGGGUUAACUGCACCCUAUUGUAACAACGCAGCAAGGUGCGCUUACUUAGUGUGGAAUUCCAGCAGGAUACUCAGCCCCUUUCCCCGUGCAGCAAUGUCUUACCAUUUCAUGCCAACUUUUGCAUCUCUUCCAAUCUCUCUCCCCCCCCCCAUUUAGUUCUGGGUCCUAAAAGGAGAACACCUACUGAUUCCCACCUUUUAUGUUUGUUCUGGUGGGAUAAUUGCACUGUACUGGAGGUAGUGUGGACAGCAGUCUAAAUCAAAACACAGGGCCAUAAGCAUAAGCACAACUGUUCUCCCACUGAAACCAGUAGGACAUAAGGUGCUUCACUAGGCUGCAUUCCCCACUGCCCCAAGCCCCAAAUAUCUCCAUACUGAAUGCAGUUGCUUAGAAACUGCUGCUUUCAGGGGGACCUUGCUUGGACAUAGGAGCUCAGCCUUUUGCUUUUGGGAGGAUGAAUCUGGAAUAUUAUCCAGCACAACUCCAGAGUGAUUGAAAAUCUCUGUGAGCAUGUCUUGAAGAGAGGGUGAACCUGCUCUUUUAAACCACCCUCAAAUCACUCACGGGGAAAAUACAUAUUCAAGAGCACUUAAUAUAUAGAUUAGUUGCCCUUCGCUUUGAACCACCCUGUGGUUGAGUGGUUGUAGCUGUAAUCCUAUGUCUUAUUCCCUGGGAGGAACACAAUGGGACUUACUUCUGGGUCAACAUGUAUAGAAUCAGCCUUGAGAGUGGGACGGAUGGGCUUUCCUUACCCAGUUUUCAACACGCGCUAAGGGUGGCAUAAUUUAUGACAGAGCGUAUGCUCUAAGAAAACGAGAAACAGUGGUGAGCAUAAAACCUAAAGUGGUAGUUGCUCUGGGUGAAUCAAGCAGCAUGCAAAGGUGUGAACUUGUGUGUGUGUGUGUGUGUGUGUGUGUGAAUGCAACUUGGACAGGCAGGUAAAAUGCGUGUGGGGUUUGGAGGGGGGAGGUCAACAUAAGCUUAAAGGGGAUGUCACUCAGUGACAAAUGGUCCAAUUGGCAUUUCCACUGCAAGCCCUGGGUGAGAUGGCCGGCUCUACCAUUAGACAGAAUGUGGCAGCUGGCCAGGGCUGUGGGGGGACAGUGGCAGCAGGUCCCUUUUGAGAUUCCCAUGCUGUUCCCCUCUAUUGGAGGACAGAGCUUUGCACAUCACCCAAGCAGCUCUGUACACUCCCCCAAGCUAGCCCACAGCAGCCCUUUGUUGCGGCACUGUCCUGCCAUGAGUGUUGAAGUAAGAUUCAGCAGUCAGUCUGACUGGCAUCUGCCCAUGGAAUCUUAUCCUUUGCCUCAGGCAGCAAAGCCAGCAGCAGACGGACCAGUGGCUCACCUCAGCAUACAGCAGCAGCUUCCCAUGCCCAUACACUCCUCUAAGAAAGAGAAACAGCAAACUUAUUUGCAAUUAAAAUUGAAUUGAAAGCAGAGGGAUUCACUGUGUCAGUCCCUCUGAAGCGAGGAAUUUCUCUACAUGGGGAAGUGUGCAUGUGUGUGAGGGGGGCACAGAGAGAGAGAGCGUGAACAUGUAUGUGCUAAGUACACAUGCAUUUAAUAAAAAGUCUCUGCCUUUUGGUACAUUUCAGACUAAGACUGAAAUCCUAUACCCACUUACCUGGGAGAAAGCAGCAUGGAAUCCAGUGGGAUUUCCUUCUGAGUAGACAUUUACGGACUAGCACUGCAAGCUCCUAUUUCCCUGUAAAAUGGUACCACGCCCGUAAGAAGCAUUGAUCCCUUCUUUUUGUACUGAAGAUAAUAAUUUAUAAUAAUUUCUCACUGUUUUGUAUUUAUUGAUUCUAUUUCAGAACAAAUAUAUGAAUAUAUGAAUAUAUUAUAUAUACAGUAUAUAUGUUUGGUACCGAAGAUUAUAUUAUAUACAUGUUGCAGAGUUACAAUGGGGAGAAUUAAAAUGACUUUGCUGGUGGUGGGAAUUAAAUUUUUUUUGGGGAAAAAAAUAUGGAAGUGGUCUCCUUUCAAACUUGAUGAACACAGAGAACUUUCCAAAUGCACAUGCAAAUGAUAAGGAUCCACCAAUCGUCCUCAGGGCA